AUGGAAAAGAUUCCAGAUGUAGAACCACAGUUGAUGAUGGGUGAAUCAACUAAUGAUCAUCAAGGGGCCCGUGUGGUUUGUUACUACACGAACUGGUCAGUUUAUCGCCAGGGAAUAGCCAAGUACAACCCGCAGAACAUCAAUCCUUACUUGUGUACUCAUCUCAUCUACGCCUUUGGUGGACUCACCAAGGACUUCGAGCUCAAGCCCUUCGACAACUACCAGGACAUUGAAAAAGGUGGUUACGCAAAGUUUGUUGGGCUGAAGACGUACAACAAGGACUUGAAGACCCUGUUGGCGGUCGGCGGUUGGAAUGAGGGUUCUGGUCGUUGGUCGCCCCUAGUGGCGUCCAAAGAAGGGCGGAAAACAUUCAUACGUUCCGCAAUCAGGUUUCUGCGAACGUACAACUUUGAUGGAUUAGAUUUAGACUGGGAAUACCCAGCGUUUCGAGAUGGCGGACAACCCGAAGACAAAGAGAACUACGCACUUUUAGUUCAGGAAUUCCGUACUGCGUUCGACCGUGAAGCAGCGAAAAGCAAAAAGGACCGAUUAUUGCUGACCAUGGCUGUGCCAGCUGGACGAGAUUACAUUGAUCGUGGCUACGACAUCCCCAAACUCAACAAGUACUUGGACUUUUUCAACCUGCUAACUUAUGAUUACCACAGCGCGUUUGAGCCGCAGGCGAAUCAUCACGCCCCGUUGUACAUUCGACGUGGUUUAUCGGACUUCGACUCGAAAGCCGAGCUCAACAUUACCACGCUCCGCAGAAAGCGGAACAGCGACUGGGGCGGCAAAGAAUGCGUGAAGAAUCAAGCUUAUCUUUACUACAGUAAAGAAGGUACCUUAACGAACUGGAGUCAACUGGACUGGGUCGACGAUUUUACGAUUCGAUAUUACAUAGAAGAAGGAGCUGACAGAGACAAAUUGGUCCUUGGAAUUCCAUCUUACGGACGAAGCUAUACUUUAUUCAACCCUGAAUCCCACGAGAUGGGUUCACCUGCUGAAGGACCCGGGGAAAUUGGGAAAUAUACCCGAGAGAAAGGCUACAUGGCAUUUUACGAGAUACUCGGUGAUAAAUACAGCCUCAACAUCUAUGAUUUCAACUAUGCGAAAGCUUUUGCGGCAAUAGAGAUAGAUUGUUUUGAUUAUAAAGUGCUCGGUGGAGAUUAUUGGGAAUUGCAAAAUUUAGACCAUUAA
Molecule: messenger RNA, 1197 nt
Organism: Notodromas monacha
Lineage: Eukaryota; Metazoa; Arthropoda; Ostracoda; Podocopida; Cyprididae
Source: the annotation of a GenBank genome assembly